AUGCGCGAGCCGAUGGACACACCCGAGACGUCGCAUGCGAACCGGUCGACGUCGCCGCCGCUGCCACCCGAUCGGUCUCUCUUCCAGCGAUCACUAGACGUCUCGGCCGACUGCCAGCGGCCUCUACCGCACUUGAACCCACUACCGCCGCGGUCUCCCACGCUCAGAGACAACAGUGACAAGACGCUGUUGGUGUUCCUGUACCCAGACGGAGCCACCGCUGCGGGUCUAACGCCUAUUCGGGCCAUGUCACCGCGCUCAGUUGCAGUGGCAGGAGCCGAGACGCAGGAGGUAGAGCCUCUUGGGAAGGCCGUCGACAGAGCGGUGGACAGCAAGAAACGCACUCGCGACUUUGACUACCACAUAGCCAGCUCAGACGACGGGACGGAGGGCGAGACACCGCGCUCUCGGAAGCGCAGCAACUCGACGUGUAAAGCCAGGAAACCCACGUAUCUUGUCCGGAAGGCGGAGAAGGACGAGUUGACGAAGCAGAUCGACAAACUAGAAGCUCAACUGGAAUAUCUCAAACACACUGCGUCCAUCAGACCCGAGUGUCUCGAACGAGCACGAGGGGACCACAAGUUUUUCGAGCAGGAGAUGCACAACCAUCUACUACGUGAAGCUGUGCGCAACCAGCACUUUCAGCUCUUCAGUGCUCAGUCCGCGCUUUCGGAACUCUCGGACCAAUGCCCGAUCAACACGUUUAUCCAUCUCGGCUGUGAUAUCCAACAACGUCGCUCAGUUUUAGAAGGGAUGAAGGCGCAAAAACUGCGAGAUGCCAAGCAACUUAUGGAUAAACGUAUACAAUUCUUACGAGACCCAGCCGAACAACGUCGUGAGACCGCCCAGUUCCCUACAGACUCGGGGUCUCUAUGCUCUGUGGUCUUUGACGUGCACCCGCUCGACUCUGGCGUGGAUGUGGAGGACAUCAAACACGCAUAUCGAGCAGCCUCGGCAUACGCUAAACGUAUGGGCACCAUGGUCCCUCCCUACACUGGAGAAGAGUCUGGUGUCGUGCACAGUCGCCUUCAAGUGGAUACAUCGCCGGAUCUGCCCACGGAGUCGAACUUUGUGGUCUUCUCGGAGCUGCAAGAGCCGAAGUUUGUAUCUUCCCCAACCGAUACGAACGAGAAGAGGAAUAUUGAGCCUCUUGGGCUACUGGUAAUCGAUUCAGUGGAUGAAGAUGAGCUGCAUCCCUUCCGACCGGAUAAAUUCUUAAGAGAAGACGUCAACGCAGUGAUCACGAUUUCCAGAGGAUCUCGACGUGUUCACAAAGGCAAAGACCACGACAAACUCGUGCCGUGUCUUGUGUUGACUCGCUGGGUGUUGCUGACGUUGCGACCGGACCAAAAUGGUGUUGCGUCCACGAAGGCGAUGGAUUUCCUACUUCAGACGUCCAUCAACAUGGGAAACGACAUGCUACACGCAAUCCAAGAUGCAAAAACUGUCGAUAGAGGUGGCUACAAGCCUUGGACCAUUACGCGUUGUUCUCAGACUUCACAAGAUGAGGCGGAAUAG
Phytophthora infestans T30-4 is the source of this 1518-nucleotide messenger RNA. RefSeq lists its product as uncharacterized. NCBI's taxonomy places the organism in Eukaryota, Oomycota, Peronosporomycetes, Peronosporales, Peronosporaceae. The transcript has 3 exons. Bases 1 to 1518 code for a protein of 505 amino acids. The record is from RefSeq and is a predicted model, not a curated record.